GAUGUAGGAGUCGUCUAUUUCUUUCACCGGAGACGAGAAAUCCCGACUAAGGCUGAUCACAGUUUUGGGUCGGAAUCACAACACAACCGAAGCGAAAAUCCCUAAUUCUCCCGAAAUCUAAUUUCCCAUAAAUCCGAUCGUAAACAAACACCGUCUGGAUAAACCCUAGUUUAUGUGCCUGUUUCAAGCUCAGAUUUUUCCUUUAUUUAUGAGCUAAGCCGACCUUGUAAGCGCAAACCUGAUGGCAGGCAGCCCAGAAGUUGAGGACACUCAGGACAGUGUGGAUCUCGAAGAGGGUAACUACAGUGAAAUGGAAGAAGUUGAAGAGGAACAGGUUGAAGAAUACGAAGAAGAUGAUGGCGAGGCCGAAGAACAUGGUGAGGAGGAAUAUGGAGCCACAAAAGUGGAGAAUAGGGAAGAAGAAGAUCAAGAUCGGUCAUCCGAAGAGGAUCAGACCCAUGUUGAUAUUGAGGCUACAGAAGACGAAGAGAAACCAGGAUCUCCUGUUAACGAAGAAGAAAGGGAAGAGUACUCCCGUCUUCUUUCACUCCCUCCCCAUGGUUCUGAAAUUUUUAUCGGAGGUCUCCCAAAGGACAUUGGAGAAGAGGACUUGAGAGAUCUCUGUGAACCAAUUGGCGAGGUUUUUGAGGUGAGACUGAUGAAAGAUAGAGACUCUGGUGAGAGCAAAGGCUAUGCUUUUGUGGCUUUCAAAUCAAAAGACAUUGCCCAGAAAGCCAUUGAGGAGCUGCAUGGCAAAGUGUUAAAGGGCAAGACAAUAAGAUGCUCCCUUUCCGAAACUAAGAAUAGACUGUAUAUUGGUAACAUUCCAAAGAGCUGGACGGAGGAUGAGUUUAGAAAGGUCAUAGAAAAUGUGGGCCCCGGAGUGGAGCACAUUGAGCUCAUAAAGGCAAGAGACCCAACAAAUCCAAAUUGUAGCCGAGGUUUUGCAUUUGUCUUGUACUAUAACAAUGCGUGUGCCGAUUAUUCAAGGCAGAAAAUGAUAGAUGCUAAUUUCAAGCUUGAGGGGAACACUCCAACUGUGACGUGGGCUGAUCCUAAAGCCUCUCCUGAGUACUCAGCUGCUGCUGCUCAGGUGAAAGCUCUUUAUGUCAAGAAUAUACCUGAGAAUACCUCUACAGAUCAGCUGAAAGAACUGUUCCAGAGGCAUGGCGAAGUGACCAAAAUUGUCAUGCCUCCUGGAAAGGGUGGAAAGCGGGAUUUUGGUUUCGUCCAUUAUGCUGAAAGGUCUAGUGCAUUGAAGGCUACCAAAGAUAGUGAAAAAUAUGAAAUCAACGGUCAAGUAUUAGAAGUAGUGAUUGCUAAACCCCAGACAGAGAAGAAAACUGAUUCGUCCUAUCCCUAUGGAGCCGUGCUUCAUCCUUCUCCCUUUACUGCUGCUCCUGCGUUCGGUGGUUUUGCUGCGGCUUCAUAUGGUUCUCUUGGUGUUGCCGGUGGUUUCAAUCAGCCGAUGAUCUAUGGUAGAGGGGCAAUGCCGACGGGGAUGCAAAUGGUGCCGAUGGUUCUCCCAGAUGGGCGGAUUGGCUAUGUUCUGCAACAGCCUGGCAUGCAGAUGGCACCACCACCUCAAACUAGCAGAAGAGUUGACCGUACAAAUGUCUCGAGCGGAGGGUCAGGUCGAGGCAGCAGUGACGAUGGCAACCGCGGUCGAAGGUACCGUCCGUACUAGGCCUAUACGAAUAUGAUCCACCCCCGAAAAAAGGAAAAAGAGGUGUAUUAGAUUUGUUUGUAGUCUGCUUCUGGAAACUGAAAACAUAUAAAUGUGAAUCGAACUCUACAUUUCUGAUGGAUAAAAGGGAUUUAGGCAAAAGGGGAUGAAGGUUGAAGUAAUCUUGUUGACCUCAAUAAUACAAUAUGACUCUUCUUUCGGACA
Tarenaya hassleriana is the source of this 1891-nucleotide messenger RNA. RefSeq names its product heterogeneous nuclear ribonucleoprotein R-like. NCBI's taxonomy places the organism in Eukaryota, Viridiplantae, Streptophyta, Magnoliopsida, Brassicales, Cleomaceae. Gene Ontology annotation, molecular function: mRNA binding. Bases 242 to 1687 code for a protein of 481 amino acids. The transcript has 10 exons. The record is from RefSeq and is a predicted model, not a curated record. Gene Ontology annotation, cellular component: nucleus.